UGCGGAUGACCCAGAGGUUGACACCGCCCUCGGCCAGGCAGAGGCAGGCGGCCACCAGCGGGGUGUAGCGGGGCUCCAGCAGCGCCGCCCGCCGCUCCCUCCAUGCCCGCCGCAGCGCCGCGGCCCCCCGACCUGCCGCCAUGCCGCUCCCUGUUUCCGCCCGGAGCGCUCAGCGCGGCGCACCCGGCGCGGGCCGGAAGCCGCACGUGGGGGCGCGGGUGGCACGUGGCGCCCGGUGCUCCCGCCCCGCUCCCGGGCAUGGAGCGGCGGCGGCGCGCGCCCGCCGCCAACCCCCGGUACGGCCGGCGCCGCUUCUGGGACGCUCUGUACCAGCGGGAGGGCGCCGAGACCCGCGAGUGGCUGGGGGGGCUCUCCCGCUUCCUCCCGCAGCUGGAGCCCGAGCUGCGCCCCGGUGACCGUAUCCUCGUGCUCGGCUGUGGCAACAGCGCCCUGAGCCACGACCUGCACGAGCUGGGCUACACCGACGUCACCAGCAUUGACUUCUCCCCCGCCUGCAUCGCUGCCAUGCGCGCCCGCUGUGCCCGCUGCUGCCCCGGCCUGCGCUGGGCUGUCAUGGACAUCCGCGCCCUCGCCUUCCCAGAUGCCUCCUUCGACGUGGUGCUGGAGAAGGGCACUCUCGACGUGCUCGUGGUGGAGGAAACCGACCCCUGGGAUGUCUCUCCCCAGGCAGCUGCCUCGAUGCGCCGGGUGCUGGCGGAGGUGAGCCGGGUGCUGCGCCCAGGGGGCUGUUUCCUCUCCAUCACCUUCGCCCAGCCCCACUUCCGCAAGCCCCACUAUGCCCAGGAGGCCUUUGGCUGGUCCCUGCGCCACACUGCCUGUGGGGACGGGGACGCCGGCGCCUUCCACUACUUCCUCUACAUCAUGCGCAAGGGGCAGCCUCUGGACCCCCGUGAUGUGGCCUUGGGGCGCCGGCUGCACCAGCCCCUCCCGCCCCCUGUCCUGCCGCCGCCCCCUGCCCCCCCGGACGACGACGAGGACUACCUCCUUGCCAUCCAGCUGUGACCCAGGGGGGAUUCUCCGAGCUUUCCCCACCCAACAAAGCCUUAAGCUGCUCCAUCUUCACGGGCAGGGGAUGGGGAAGCAGUGUAUCCCCCCAAAAAAGCUGCCCAGUGAGUGAGUAAUGGGGGGAUACUUGGCCUCCUCCCAGGGGGCAACGGGAUGCUCCAGUGAUGCUGUGCUCCCUCCCUGGCCUUUCCUUGCCUGGCUGGAGAGCAGCCAGGACUCCGGGCUUUGCGGCCGGUAAUGAAACCAAAUCGGGUUUAAUUCCACCCAUCCAUCUUGCGGGGAGUGGCUCCCUACCCCCCCGUCUCUUCCCCUUGGCACAGGCAGCUGGGCUAAGGGCAGAAUGAGGAUGCUGGCACUGGGUGCAGGGGACAGGAUGGGGGGUACCCACUGCUCCAGCCCCCCACCCCAUCGUGCACCAGGACCCCUGCCCCAGCCUCCUUGGCUAUGGGGGUAUGCAAGGACACCGUGUCCUUGUCACCCCCAGCCAGGUGGUGGGGGGUCCAGGCUGGGAUGUGCCAGCAUGGGGCAGGGAGCACCACAGGGCAGGCAGGGUGGCACAUCUGCCCCUGUACCCCUCCAUCCCCACUCUUUGGCUGUGGUGACAACCCCGGUGUGCUGCACACGCCUGGCCCACAUCUGCCAGUGCCUUGGGGCCAGCAGUGCAGUGACAGGCAUGUGCCAGGGCUGGUGACAGGCGUGCCACCGCGUGCUGGCAGGGCUGGCUGCACACGGGUACCGGCAUGGCAGGUGUAGGUGCUACCGGGGUGUCACCAGGGGCUCUCUGGCUACCAGCGCUCCCUGAGGGGGGCACAGAGGGGACCCCUCCUCGGCAGGGCAGUGGUGACAGACCACAGAGGCGCAAGCUGCUGGGCUGCUGUUUCUGCAGAAAGGUGUAAGUGCCUCGGCUGGUGGCUCCCCCCGCACCAGGAAACAGCAAAGCGCUCUGGGGUCAACACCCCACCACUCCCACCGUGGCACCCCACCCCGCAGGCACCCCGAAAACCAGCUGGCAACACAGAGGGACAAAAAGGAGCAGGAAGCUGCCGGCCUCACCUCAGUACAUGAAUGUAUUUUAUUCAUCGCAUUUUGUUCACCAGUACAGUGAAAAAUGGCAUUUAAAUUUACAAUGGAUCGUUUGUAGAACAUCAUGACACAAGUAUCUUUUUUUUUCUUUUU
Messenger RNA from Pipra filicauda (Wire-tailed manakin), 2202 nucleotides. It is a transcript of the gene EEF1AKMT4, whose product is annotated as EEF1A lysine methyltransferase 4. Gene Ontology annotation, molecular function: S-adenosylmethionine-dependent methyltransferase activity. The coding region runs from base 103 to 1023 and encodes 306 amino acids. The transcript is spliced from 3 exons. NCBI's taxonomy places the organism in Eukaryota, Metazoa, Chordata, Aves, Passeriformes, Pipridae. The record is from RefSeq and is a predicted model, not a curated record.